This is a messenger RNA of Bursaphelenchus xylophilus (pine wood nematode), 397 nucleotides long. NCBI's taxonomy places the organism in Eukaryota, Metazoa, Nematoda, Chromadorea, Rhabditida, Aphelenchoididae. The record is from the annotation of a GenBank genome assembly.
AUGUCGACUACAUCUUGGGAGUAAGGCAUUCUUUUUGACCAUUAAUCAGCUAUAUACACAGGAUUUUAUUUUUUUAUUUUUUAGCUUGAUGUUUGUGGCCACAUUCCUCAUUAUCGUCUUGGUAAUUGGCCUUUGUUUCUGGGAAAAGUACAACGAACGCCCAAGAGGCACUGACAGUCUUCGAACUGAUUGCAGUAGGUUUAUUCUUGCGCGACGAUGAUGUAACAGUUCGCGUGAAGGUAACGAUUUUGCCGUUUCAGUGACUUUGUUACCGCCAGAGAAGAUUCACCACAAAUUAACCGUCUGUCGCCUUCCUGAGGGCUUUGUACCUCCGGUUGUUACGGUAGAAGAUGAACAGAAACCUGUGUAUGAACUAACGGUGGAACAACAAAGCUAA